Messenger RNA from Lodderomyces oxycetoniae, 4113 nucleotides. It is a transcript of the gene VPS8, whose product is annotated as CORVET complex membrane-binding subunit. Gene Ontology annotation, biological process: protein targeting to vacuole; endosomal vesicle fusion. Gene Ontology annotation, cellular component: HOPS complex; late endosome. The record is from RefSeq and is a predicted model, not a curated record. NCBI's taxonomy places the organism in Eukaryota, Fungi, Ascomycota, Pichiomycetes, Serinales, Debaryomycetaceae. The transcript has a single exon. Gene Ontology annotation, molecular function: protein binding. Bases 1 to 4113 code for a protein of 1370 amino acids.
AUGGCAUUAAUUUCUGGCAAAAUAAAUCUAUAUGAGCUAUCGACAAAAUCCGUGAGGUCUCCCUCCUUAAGCCAAUCCUCAAGUGUAUCUUCCUUGGACACAAAUGGAUUAAGAAGGAAAGCCAGAUUCGACGAUAGGUCGGCAACAAAGAUUAGUUUGGCCUUGAAACUGUACAGGAACGAAUCUAUUAAAAGUAAAGAUAGCUCAGUAAAACUGCAAAAUACGGAGGCUAUAGAAAUGGAGCAACGCAGAAUGUUUAGUUGGUCACCGUUGAAAAAGAUAAACGAAUUGAUCAUGUCAUCAAAGUUUGAACAGGGUUCAGUUACUCACGUUAUAUCAAACUCAAUAUACAUUGCUGUGGCAACAAUCAAAUCCAACAUUGUGAUAUUCAACUAUAAGCAAACCAUCGAAGUCAUAUUGAAAGUGGGUACGGGCGAUGAGGACACAAACAAUGACAUCACCAGAGGUGAUGAAAUCACAUCUAUGGCAUUUUCUUCGGACUCAACUUUCUUCGUCGCUGGGUAUAAGGACGGAGUUAUACGUGUGUGGAAUAUGAAUUCUAAUAGAUCCUCACUGAUACCAAGUUUGGUAACACCUUUUUUUACCAUAUACCCAAUUCUGACAAAUACAACUAGUUCAGAAGGUCAUUUUUUAAACACGGCAAUCACAUUUAUCGAUUUUGUUCAGCUACGAAACUAUCAAAUAAUCAGCAUCGACGAGUCAGGUAUGGUGCUAUAUCACAAAAUACUGACGAAAUUGAUAAACAAGUAUGUCAAAUCUGAACGGUUGCUAGGGUUUGGUAACUCUAUAAGAAAUGAUGAUACCAAGCUGAAGAUCUUGAAUUUUGGUGCAUUGCCCUUGGGAUCAUCACACCAGAUUACCGACGAGAUGGGCGUUAUAUCAAUAAUGACUUUGGACGCAUUGAUUAUAGUAUCAACCACUUCUAUAAAUGAUCCUGGAAUGAGCAAUGUUCUACCCCAAUUCAAAAUAAAUAGUAGGUCAAAAGAUCCAAGCAGCAUUCAAAGUGAAUCAUUAUCAUUCUCAGCAAUGAAUUGGUUCCCAUGUGUUGACACGCUGAAUGGGAUCAGCAAUGCUAAAUUGGCAUACAGCUGGAACAGUUUGUUGGGCAUAGUUGAAUUGGAUAACAGAAUCCUUCCUCAAAACUUGAUACACAUUGUUCACGAGGCCAGAGAUAAAGAUAAAGCAGUUCCCAAACUACCAUUUCGAAAAACUUGCAAAUGGACAUGUACUGAUGCAAACAUUAUAGAUUUGAAAUGGGCUCUGUCUGAAGUAUUGUGCGUUUUUACACAAAAUCCUGGAGGAAUAGUGGUGAUGAAAACUUUUUAUUACGAUGGCUCAUCGCUUACUCAGAUUGCGCAAGAUGAACUUGGCGAUGGUAUAAAAGAGAUCAAAACUACCAAGCAAAGUCUCCUUGUUUUGAAGAAUUCGGGAUUAUACCUUGGAAGACAGUUGAGCUGGGCUGAUAUAUUGUUGGAAAAGGUUUCCAAAUUAAAGUAUGUUGAGGCACUAAGCAUUGCUGAUGAAUUUUACCAAACUACUUCCAAGGGUAAACUAACAGCAGUUGGGUUGCCUGUUAAUCGAGCAAAAAGAACCAAAGUGCUACGACCUUACUUGAUAGAUAUUAUGAAAGAAUCAAUACCGCAUCUACUAGUUCAGAAUGAUGAUCACGAAAAGAACUUGAAAAUAUACUUCAACAUAAUCACAUAUGUCGGAUCUGCUAAUAUUUUGGAAGAUUUACUCGAGGCAGUGAAUAAUGACGAGGUAUUUUUUGGAGUCUUGGAGUCUUAUUUACUCUUUGACAUAAUUCAAGCUUUACCACCAGCAGUGUUGAAACGCCUUGUAGAGUAUUACGCAUCAAACGAGAAAGGUGAACUACUAACCGAAAUCUUGUGUACAUUGGACAUCAAUAGUCUCGACAUUGACUUAACGAUUCAGUUGUGCAAAAAACACAAGUUGAGAGAUUGUUUGAUCUACAUUUGGAACUCCCUCUUGAAUGAUUACGAGUCACCUUUGAUUGAUUUUAUUGGUGAUUUUCGAGAUCCCAACUUUGCGGAUUCAGAGGACGGUUUAAAGGCUUACGCAUACAUGUCUUACAUACUCACCGGAAGACAGUAUCCUACUGACAAAUACAUUCAGCGCGAAGAGAUGAACGCCAUUAGAUCAGUGUGUGAUAUUUUAUUCUCGAGUAGUGCAAUUGAAAGGAAUGGUAAGGUUGUACCAGCAGCAAACAAUCACACAAUAUUUCCCUACCUUUACACUUUUCUUGAAGCAAACUCAUUUCAAAUGCUAUCUACCCUUAAUGAAUUUUUCGAAUCAUCGUUUUUGAACGAAGAUGCUAGGUACAAUAGACAAUAUUUGAUUGAAGCACUACUAGAUUUAUUCGAUGCAAAUGAGUCGAAUUUUACAAGUUUUGAUAAAUGUCAAUUAGCCAUUUUUAUUGCACGGAAUUAUCCAAAAUACUCUCAGCUCAUAAGACUUUCUGAGUCCACUUUGGAUAAAGUUAUAAACGCUUUAUGUCAAAACUUGGAUGAUUCCAUAGUGGAGGAUUGCGAAUUAGCUUUAGAGAGUCUCGUAUCUCAGUACUUGCCAGAAGAUGAAACAUUUAUCGAGAAAUUGCAGUUGGUCAAGUUUUACAAUGUACUAGGUGAUAUUUUCAAUUCAGAAGGUAAAUACUCGCGUGCUUUGGAAAUGUGGUUAUUGAAGAACGAUAAUGAUGCGAAAGUGAGUCGAGAUGAUGAGCAUAUAACUCAAUUGAUGAACUUGAUUGAAAACUCAUUUACCAAAACCAAAAAUGCCAACGAAAAGAUAAAUAUUAUUAAAGUAUUAAAAGGGAACUUUGCCAAGUUUGUUCGAUUAGAUUAUGACUCAACUUUCUUUAAUUUAAUCAAUAAGUUUGCUCCAAAAUUGCACACAGAGAUUUUAAACGUCAACAAUGAUGAUGAUAAGAAGAACAAGAAUGAUAGCGGCAAUGAUGAUGAUAGUAUUGUUGUUUAUCAGUACAUAACCAAAUUGUUCUCAUUGAGCGGAUACGAACCGGAUCCAUCUAUUAUCACACAAUAUAUAAAAUUGUUGAUUAAAUUUGAUAAGAUGUCUGUAUUUGAAUUUAUCAACCAUUGGAAAGCACACAUAGUAUCAAAUGGAAAUUAUCAGGAGAUAUUACAGCUUCUUCGUGAUAAUUCUAUCAUUAACGGAGAAGCCUGUCUUUUUGCAUUUCAGUCAGAAUUCGAAGCUGCGGUAUCUUGCAUCCUCAACCAUUUGGAAAACUUUCCCGAACCAACCACCAAAAGUAAUCAAUUUGCCGAUUUACUAGGUUAUUGUAUGGAUAUAUGCGAAAGUCCUGAAACUUAUAAUGUACACGUUGAAGAUGGCGUUACCUUGAAUGAGCAAUUAUGGCUUAAAGUUAUAUACACAUUAGUCGAUAUGGCGAGUAGUAGAGAGGGAGAUGCGCGGAAAACCAUUAAUCUUUUUAUUCAUGAUUGUUUCCGCAAGGUGAGUGAACACAAAUUAAACUAUUCUAAAGGAGGGAGCGGAGAAAAGUCCUUUUUGACAAUCUUUAAUAGAUUUCUUCAACAAUAUUCUCAUAAUAAAGACAAUGAUGAUGAUGAUAAUGACACUACUAGUAAUAACAAUAAUAAUAUUCGAGUAAAAUCCGCGACAUUGUCCAAUAUUCGAGGAGUCUUACAAGAAGUCUUCAUUUCAUACUCGUACGAAAGCGAGAUGUUAAAAAUAUCACUAAAAAUGUUGAAUGAUGACGUUUACAAAACAAUGCUCGUUAUAAGGAAUAAUCGAUUGAGAGGGCUUAUUUUGAAAGCAGCUCAAGCGUGUGCUUCAUGUGGAAAAAUAAUGGGUGGUGAAGAAGGAGAAGAUGGUGGUCUUUCUAGUGCCACUUACGAACAGCAUAUCCUUGCAUGGGAAGAUCGCGAGCGUAACAAACUACCCAUGUCGCAACCAAUGGAUAAAAAGAAUGGAAAAGACGAUAUAGAGGCUAGGUUCCAUUCACUAAAGCUACUUUAUUUCGAGUGUGGACACAGUUACCAUUCGACAUGUUUGAAAAAGUUACUGAAAACAAAAACAUGCAUCAUUUGUGAUUGA